CUCUCUCACUCUCUCCAAUAAUAAUGUCACAAUAACUCUUAUAGUAUUGAGAGAGAAGAAAGAGAGGUCGAGAGGAACCCACCACAUUUUUUCGCUUUCUAGGAAAACCAUAUUGAGAGAGAGAGAGAGAGAGAGAGAGAGAGAGAGGAAAUUAAGAAAGCUGAGUGAAGAAGAUGAUGAUCUUAUGAAGAGAGAGAGAGAGAGAGAGGGGUCGGCAAGACAACAAAUACUAGUGUUGUCUACUACUACUACUACUAAAUGUAUCUUAUAACACAACAAAGAGAUACUAGAGCUUAGUAAAGGGUCGUUAUUGCUUUCUUUUUUACUUCUCCUCCUCAUCAGUCUCUUCUACUUCUCUUUCUCACUGCCCCAUCUUCCAGAGAAAACUCAGUCAUCUCUCCCUCCCAGGCCCCAACAUUUUAUUUAUUUAUUUCUUGCUCUCACAAAAGCCAAAGUGACAGUUGUGUUCAGUGUUCCUAUUGUCUGUAUACUACUCUAGCAACAGAAACCCCAGAGCCUAGCAGCAGCAGCAGGCCACAACUGUAGCAGCAACCAGUCCUACUUGGAGAAAAAAGAAGGGAAAAGAAUAACAAAGCCCACCCCAACAAACAAGAUCUCUUUCUUUCUGCUAUUGUUCUCUCUCUCAACAAAUCUCCCUUUCUCUGAUACAAUUUCAGAGUUCUUGACCCCACUUCGAUCACAUAACACCUACAUACACACAUCCUUGGAUUUAGCUUCCCCUUCUAAAAAUCUAAUCUAUCCUCCCUUCUCUCUCUUCUAUAAUUAUCAUAAAAACGCACUCAUCUUGUAUAUUUACUUACAUAACAUAUAUAUAUAUAUAAUAUUGUUUUUUCUUAUUUCUUACAAAAUUAUCAGUUGUGGCUACUACAAGGAUUAGGCAGCUCCUAUCAGACACCGGUGCCUUUGCUGACUGGGCCACCUCUAAUUCCUCCGGUAUCCGUACCGCUGGUCCAGACGACCUCUCACUCGGCUUCAAUGCCGGUCCCACCGCCGCGGAUGCAUCCGCCGGCCAAGCAUCCGGUACAACAUGGCCUAACUCAUCCAGGUCCAUCAACUACAACCUCCCUCCAGAUAUAGGCAUGGUGGGCCUUCGCGAUGUCUUCGUUGUGGCUCCUGCUGCUCCCUUCAACCACCACCACCACCACCACCACCAGCAUCAUGAGCAAAUCAAUCUUUCAACAGCAGAUCCAAUCAAUGCUUCCAAUGCUACAGCUCUUGGUGUUGGGGUGGGUGUUGGUGUCAUUCCACUCCUUACAUCAGCGCCUUGUCUUACGCCACAAAACAUGGAUGAUCAAGAUUUGUUGCAUAAUGGUCGAAACAAGAUUAGUGGAAUUCAUCAGUUUUGGCAAAACCAAGGCACUCAAUAUAUCAAGAAAGCUUCUGACACCACCCAUUCGAUUAUUGAUCAUCACAAUAAUUCUUCAACAGCGAAUUUUCUACUACAAAGUGGAAAUGGUGGUGGUAAUGGUAGUGGAAAUCUUGGAGGGAAUUCAUCAUCGUCUGCCACAACUACGUGUGAGGAUUGUGGAAACCAAGCGAAGAAAGAUUGUAGCCAUAGAAGGUGCAGGACGUGUUGUAAAAGCCGUGGUUUUGAUUGUGCUACUCAUGUGAAGAGCACGUGGGUAGCGGCUGCGAGGAGGAGAGAGCGUCAGCUUAUAGCAACUGCUGGUGGUGGUGCUGGUUCCACGGGGUCUACUUCUGGUUCCAAGAAACCUAGGCUUAUAAACUCUCAAGCUACUACUACUUCUCAUACUUCCACUUCUAAUACGACUCCUCCAAGGAGCUACGACACGAGUUCUAGUCACCAAGAUGCAGGUUUUAAAGAGAGAUUACCGGUGCAAGUAACUGCACCAGCAGUUUUUAGGUGUGUUAGAGUGACAGCAGUGGAAGAUGGUGAAGACCAGUAUGCGUAUCAGGCUGUGGUGAAGAUUGGUGGUCAUGUUUUCAAAGGGUUUCUAUAUGACCAAGGAGUUGAAACAAGAGAUGGGUUCCCUAAUAUAUCUGAAUUGCAUUUGGGUGCUGCUAACGGUGGUGGCGGCGGCGGCGCAGGGAGACAUGGGGCCUCUUCUUCCCCGAUUCUCGAUCCUUCAGAUGUUUAUGGUGCUUCUGCUGGAGGGUUACUAGGAGGUUCGGCCUUUGGAAAUCCAAUAAAUUAAGCUUCUUGGUUUUAGCAUUCUCGCUCCUCAAUUCUACUUGCCUUUUGUAAUUGCACUUUGAGGAUCCUCACAUAGCAAAGAAGCUGCCUUAUCUCACUAGUAGAGAAUUCCUGUAUCAAAUUUUAGAAAAGAUAGUUAAUAAAAUUUCAAAAAUCCUAUUCCACCAGAUGUAUUAGUUCUGAAACUGCGAUGAAAAAAAAAUCUGUUUGUUUUCUUGAA
Messenger RNA from Populus trichocarpa (black cottonwood), 2396 nucleotides. RefSeq names its product protein LATERAL ROOT PRIMORDIUM 1. Gene Ontology annotation, biological process: positive regulation of DNA-templated transcription. Lineage: Eukaryota; Viridiplantae; Streptophyta; Magnoliopsida; Malpighiales; Salicaceae. The transcript is spliced from 3 exons. Gene Ontology annotation, cellular component: nucleus. Gene Ontology annotation, molecular function: DNA binding; DNA-binding transcription factor activity. The record is from RefSeq and is a predicted model, not a curated record. The coding region runs from base 1101 to 2177 and encodes 358 amino acids.